Messenger RNA from Thunnus maccoyii (southern bluefin tuna), 1090 nucleotides. RefSeq names its product zinc finger protein 239-like. The transcript has 4 exons. Bases 16 to 1026 code for a protein of 336 amino acids. The record is from RefSeq and is a predicted model, not a curated record. NCBI's taxonomy places the organism in Eukaryota, Metazoa, Chordata, Actinopteri, Scombriformes, Scombridae. Gene Ontology annotation, biological process: regulation of transcription by RNA polymerase II. Gene Ontology annotation, molecular function: DNA-binding transcription factor activity; RNA polymerase II cis-regulatory region sequence-specific DNA binding.
GCACAUAAAAGAGAAAUGGACUGGAAGGAUUGUGGAUCGGAUUCAGCCGCGGUUGCCAUGGAAACAAUCAAGCGCAUCCUGUCAACACCUGUAGCUCAGAGCUCAGUGAAGACGCCCAUCACCUGCAGGAGUCUGUUAAACUUCAUCAGCACAGAAACGAUGGAGGAAUAUGAAGCAGAGGAGAAGACAAACAGCAGUAAAAUGAGCUCAUCAGCAGAGAAACAAACAAGCAAAAACUUAGCUGGACCUCAUGAUGAGGGUGAGGAGAGUUUCAUAGGAGGACAAAUGGAUCCACAUCAGCGAGCGGACACUGUGAAGAAAACACAUCACUGUGACCAGUGUCAGAAGAGCUUCUCUUCCUCAGCAUAUUUGAAGUAUCACCAACGUAUCCACACUGGAGAAAAACCUUACACCUGUGACCAGUGUGGUAGAAGUUUCACUCAAUCUGGAGAUUUAAAGAAACAUCAGCGGCUCCACACUGGAGAAAAGCCUUACACCUGUGACCAGUGUCAGAAGAGCUUCUCUUCCUCAGCAUAUUUGAAGUAUCACCAACGUAUCCACACUGGAGAAAAGCCUUACACCUGUGACCAGUGUGGUAGGAGUUUCACUCAAUCUGGAGCUUUAAAGAAACAUCAGCGGACUCACACUGGAGAAAAACCUUACACCUGUGAGCAGUGUGGUAGAAGUUUCACUCAAUCUGGAGAUUUAAAGAAACAUCAGCGGACUCAUACUGGAGAAAAGCCUUACACCUGUGAGCAGUGUCAGAAGAGCUUCUCUUCCUCAACAUAUUUGAAGUAUCACCGACGUAUCCACACUGGAGAAAAGCCUUACACCUGUGAGCAGUGUGGUAAGAGUUUCACUCAACUUGGAGCUUUAAAGAACCAUCGGCGCACUCACACUGUAGAAAAGCCUCCCAGCUGUGAGCAGUGCAGGAAGUUUCAUUUGAUGGGACACUUUAAAGAAACAUCAGCACACUCACACUGUGUAGAGAGUGCACUUGAACUGUCUGGAUCUCUUAGCUGUUAAAAGAUGACACGUGAUUUGUAAAACUUGUCAUGAAAAUGUUUCAAUAAUAUUCACAUGCAUGCAA